CUUAAAUUUGUGGAUGAAGCUAAGUUUCUUCGUUUCUUUACAACCGGGGCCUAUUCGUAACGACAUCAGCUCAAACUUGGUACUUCUCACCAAUGCCAAUAAUUUGAAACCAUUAAAUGAGCAAUUGCAGGCUAAUCGAAUUCUAAGGAGGUCUACAACAUGUGGAGGUGUUCCAAAAGGACAUUGUGCAGUUUAUGUAGGAGAGAGCCAGAAGAAGAGAUUCGUCGUGCCAAUAUCAUACCUGAGCGAGCCUUUAUUCCAAGAUUUGUUAGCUCAAGCUGAAGAAGAGUUUGGAUUUGAUCAUCCAAUGGGCGGUCUCACAAUACCUAUCAAAGAGGAUGUGUUCAUUGAUCUCACUUCCCGCUUGAGGAGAUCAUGAGUAGGACCGUGGUGCAAAUUCUUUUGCCUAUGAAAUUUUGUAAAGUAGGACUAGAGAUGAGAAAGAGGAGAUUGUAGAGUUCAUUGUAUAGUUCAGAACCACAAGAACCUUUGGAGGGAACAUUUCCCAUGUAAAAUUAUGACUAGCAGAAAUUCUAAUUCUUUCAGUCUUUCAGUUUUUA
Nicotiana tabacum (common tobacco) is the source of this 560-nucleotide messenger RNA. NCBI's taxonomy places the organism in Eukaryota, Viridiplantae, Streptophyta, Magnoliopsida, Solanales, Solanaceae. The record is from RefSeq and is a predicted model, not a curated record.